CCACGCCCCAGAGUUCCAGGUCUGCACCCUCCUCCGCCACCAUGGGCCUCUAUCUUCCCGGGUUACUCUUCUUCCUGGCGAUCUCAUUGCCUUCAGGAAAUGCUAUGUUUGGGAAUGAUGGAGUAGAGAUACGUGGUUGCACUGUACUUACCGGCAGAUGUUUCUUGGGUUGUCCACCAGGAUGGCAGUGGUUGGCUUUCUGCCGUAACUUUAUGUCUUGUUGUAAAAAGUUAACCGUUCAUUUACCCCCGCAAGCUGAAGAUCCAUGGAUCACCUAAACGUCCUGGGUCUAAUUAAAAGGACACAUGAAUAGCUAGAAGGACUAAACUCCCAAUCUGUGUGGAAGGAUCUGAGAGCUCCUUAACAAGCCCAGGACAGUGGAUGGGG
Messenger RNA from Microcebus murinus (gray mouse lemur), 387 nucleotides. RefSeq names its product defensin beta 136 (gene DEFB136). Lineage: Eukaryota; Metazoa; Chordata; Mammalia; Primates; Cheirogaleidae. The record is from RefSeq and is a predicted model, not a curated record. Gene Ontology annotation, biological process: antibacterial innate immune response; antifungal innate immune response. Gene Ontology annotation, molecular function: lipopolysaccharide binding.